CCAGUAUGUGUAUACUGUUCCUUAUCAGUACUUGUAGAUACUCUUUUCUUUAAUUACCGCUCUUCACUGUUACUGUUAGGCGCUAGUGACAAUCCAAACUUGCGCUUAAAAACACAAUAGUACGUAACAACUCGCUCACGUUUCAUCCAUGUAUAGCAUAUUCAGAGUCAUGCGCAAUCCUUAGGCCUAAAUUAGUUGUCCGCCAAUAGUCGUGGGAUGCCGUCGCAGUACUGAAUUCCGAAGGGGUCUCGCUGUAGGAGAAAUGUCGUAGACAGCCUGGUGACCGGCGCUGGCGCGGUCCUGGUCUUCUACGUUGGCGCCUUGUCCCGGCAAGCCAAGGAGAUGGCACCAAAACGAGAAGUUGAGGAGGAAUACCGGCGAUACAAGGAGGAAAUAAGCAAGCUAUCAAGGGAACAGCUAGAUGCAAGGCGGCCGAACAAGAUAUUGACAAGCAGCGCGUUGCAGAAAGAACUUGAGAAAACGGUUAAAUUGCUUCUCGACCCUAAAAUCAAGGUAGAUCCCGGGCUGUUGCACGUGCAAGUAAAAAAAUUGCUCUACGAGCAGCGCUGGCGGGAAUUAGAGGCGAAGCCGGAGCCAAAAGCGGAGCCGAGCAGCGGAUGGGUAAAUCAGGCCUGUCAGAACCAGCUUCAGCAGUUAGCAAGCAGGGGUGAUGGCGCUGCUGCUGCCGGGCAGCUCCUGCUCCAGCAAGGGCCACAAGCAAGAAGCGCGUUUCGUCAGCUUCCCCCGGGGAAGUCGCCCGGGGUACGGCAACUAGCAGCGGUACAAGCUGCGAAGCCGGCGGCGUGUGCACCGCCUGGGGGCUUGGGCGCGCCUGCGCCACAGUGGGAGUGCUGUCUUUGCAAGAAGCCGUGCGCUGAGGGCCAGGACGCAUGCGAGGAAUGUCAGUCGCAGCAGCAGGCUGCGUUGGAUGGGGCCAACCAACGGCGUGAGCAGCAAUCCGGACGGCAAGCUGGCAGUAGGCGCGUUCUGCCUGCUUCGCUGAAGCAGCAGCCCCUCGGCGCCAAGGACUCGGCACCAGGAGCGCUGCCACCGCCCAACGGCAAGACGCAGCCGAGCAGGUUACCGGCGCUCAACUUUUAUCAGCCCGUCCCCGGUAGUGCAGCCGCAGGCGGAUCUGGGCAAGCAGGCGUCGCAGGCCGGCCACGGAGGGGGGCCGCUGAACCGCAGCCGGAGCAGCAGGGCAAGCAGCAGCAGCUGCGAUCCCAGGGCGCCAAAGGGCGGGAGUCCGACCCAGAUGAGGAUUUCGAGCCGCCUCCGCGCGCCGGCACGUUGCGAGGCCGUGCUGGGCAGCGGCGCUCCGUUCCGCCGACUGUGGAAGAGCAGGCGCCAAUCGACCUGGUGGACAGCAGCGAUGAAGAGGCUGCCGCUGCUGCUGCUGGUACCGCUCGGGAGCGGGGUCAGGGGGGCCAAGGCGACGCCAACGCCGCCGGCCCGGGUCCCUCAUCGACGGCCGCCGCCGCCGCGGCUGCGGGGUCAACACGGGCGACACGGGCGGCCCGCCGUAGCCGCGGGUCGGUCGUGAUGCACGACUUCCGCACCCUUGCGUUGCAGCUGUCCGGGCUGAAGUGCUGCUACCCUCCGGAGGGCGGCAAGCAGUGCGUGGAGGUGAACGGGGAGGACUUGGCGCGGCUGGAGAAGGGGGAGUUCCUGAACGACACCUGCAUCGACGUUUACACCAAGUUCCUGGAGCACCAGCUGCCCGAGGAGCUGCGCGCGCGCUACCACAUCUUCAACACCUUCUUCCUCAAGAAGCUGAUGGAGAAGCAGCAAGGCAAGCAAGCCAAGGCGGAGGAGCGAAACCGGCAGAACCACGAGCGGGUCAAGAAGUGGACCAAGGGCUUCGACUUGUUUUCCAAGGACUACAUCUUCGUGCCGGUGCAUGACGCGCUGCACUGGUCGCUGGUGCUCAUCUGCCACCCCGCAAACGUGGUGCAGGACAAAGCGUACGCGCCGCCCAAGGGCGCGGGGCUGGCGGCGGGGGCAGAGGGGCUGAAGGGCCCGGCGGGGGCGGGCAUGCCCGUGAUGCUGCACCUGGACUCUCUGGAAGGCAGCCACGGUUCCCAGCCUGUCUUCCAGGCGCUCCGCUCCUACCUGCGGCACGAGUGGGUCAAACUGAUGGCCGACGAGACGCUUGACUCGGUGCCGCGCCGCUGGGCUGAGCGCUUCCGCAGCGCCGGCCAGGAGCCGCCCGCCGUGCCGCUUGACACCCCCCAGGGGCUGCCGGGGGUGCGGCUGACGUCGCGGCUGCCCAAGCAGACCAACAGCCACGACUGCGGGCUGUUCCUGCUGACCUACAUGGAGUUCUUCAUCGCGGGUAACCCCGCGUGCAUUGUGAUCCAGGACAGCAACGCCAAAGACGUCCACGCGGUCGAGCCCAAGCCGGAGGCGGCCAAUCCCAACACCUUCCUCAAGAAGGACUGGUUCCAGCCCAGCAACGCCGGCCGCCUGCGCGACCACCUGCGCGCCUUCAUUUGCGGGCUCAUGCUGGGCCGCCUGCCGCCGGAGGACGCGCGCCGCAGCGUGGCGCAGGGCGUGGUGGACGAGUACGAGCGCAAGCCUGAACGGCUGGGCGUGCGCUACCUGUCACCCGUGAAGUACCUCAGCUACGUGACGGAGCGGCCCAACGAGCCGGAGCCUGUCAACGAUGAUGACGUGCUGUCCAGCGGCUCGGACGGCGAGGGCGAGGGCCCCAUCGAGAACCCCGAGGAUGUGCUGCAGACCGCGUCGCCGCGGCAGAGGCUGACCCGCAAGCAGGCCAAGGAGAUCGGCUACACGCCCCCGGAGGCUGGGCCGCUACCCGACUGGAACCGGGGCGGGAACAAGCGGCGCAAGUUGGCGAAUCCUGGCAGCGGUGCCGCGGCGGCUCCUGCGGCCGGCAGCGACCCGGCUGCUGCGGUGGUCGACCUGGCUAGCCCCGAUAAGACGCAGGAGGGCGAGGAUGAGGAGGAGGACGGCCCCCAGGAACAACAGCAGCAGCAGCAGGCCGAGUCACAGCAGCAGCAACAACAGGCCGAGCCCCAGAAGCAGGCAAAGACGCAUGAGGAGGAGUCCCUGGUUACGGAGGACGAGGCGGAUGAGGAGGAGGAGGCGGUGGCGGCGGCGGCGGCGGUGACCGCGGAAGACAUCGACACUGUUCCGGCUACCCAGGAUGCCGAGGCUCAGGGUGCUGGGGAGGAUCAGGAGCCGGUAGGGCAGGAGCCGGAUGAGCCGGAGGCCAUGGAUGUGGAUGGUGGGCCGGGUGGUAACGUGGAGGGUGGGCCGGAUGCCGAGGACGGAGGGCCGGAUGCCGAGGACGGAGGGCCGGAUGUUGAGCUGAUGGAGGAAGACAGCAAGCCGCCGGCGCCCGCGCCGCUGCCCCAGCCGCCCGCGCCGCAGCAGCCGCAGCAGCCGGCUGUGCACCAGGGGGGAGAGCAAGGGCAGCAGCACCGCGUGGCGGGCAGCGGGGGCAGUGGCAGCAGGAGCCUUACCCAUUUCUGCGGGUUUCCCCUCGUUGAGACCGCCAGGAGGCGCACGAAGUCCGCGGUGAAGGCGACGAUGACCCAGAAUGCAGGCGCUUCCCCGCCGGCCCCUGUCGUGAAACCGAGCCCUCAAGCCCACGAGGAGGUGGUACGUGGCCGGGAAGAUGGUGCAGAGGCGGCUCAGCCCGGCGUAGCGGCUGGCGGCAGGCUACCGCCGGCUGCGGGAGGGGUUGCAGCAGCACACGCGGUGAUGGCCCAAGGCCCAAGCCAGGCGCAGGAAGAAGAAGAUCCCGAAGAACUGCCCCAUGGGGUGGUUGCUUCGACGUCUGCUGCGCAAAGGGCUGAGGGCAUCGGUGCGGAGGUGUGCGGUGCGCUUCAGGGUUCAGAAGACCACGUUGGAAAGCGAAAGCACAAGCGGGGGCCCUCGGGUGGCUCCCGAUACCGCCGCAACAAGGAGGGCGCUGACGCACCAGCAGCAGCCGACAUCAUUGUGGCGGCUGCAGCGGCGCAGGAGGAGGUCAUGGGUGCCGGCGGAUCAGGCGGGCACCAGGCUGGCGAGGCGGGCAUGCAGGUGGAGGUGCUGCUGGCGAAUGGCUUUGUCCCGGGGAGUGCCGACGUCGGUGGUGAGGACGGUGGUGGUGACGGCGCCAUCGACAUGCAUCAGGGCGAGGAGGGUGAGGACGACUUCGAGCUGCAGCAGCACCAUCAGCACCACCAUGGUCAUCACCGUGGCAAUCGUCACCAUCACCACCACCACGACGACCAGCAUCAUGAUCACCCUCGCCACCACCACGGCCACAAACACAGCCGCCAUGAACGCCGCAAGCAAGGCAACCCUCCUCAGCAUCCAACGACGGCGCAGGAUACGCAGUCGCCGGGCGCAGCGGGCGUCUGGGAGCAGGAAGAUGGGUUACUCGGCUCCUCGGGAGAUGUCGAAGAGGACCCGCAGGCGCAGCAGCAGGCGCAGGGCUUGAUGCCACCGCUGCCGCCACCGCCGCUGCAGCAGCAGCAGCGGCCCGUCGUCCGCACGCACAAGCGCUGGUUUGAUGGCGACGGGUCGCCAAUGGAGGCUCACGGGUCGGCCGCAGCCGUUGCCCCGACAGCGCCACGCCAGCGGCAACCGAGCGACGCAGUCGCUCUUGACGUUGCCGGCGAUGCGGCAGAUGAGGAGGACAAUGACCUCGACGACAAUGUUGGCAGUUGGCGGGGCGUCGGCAUCCUGGAAAGCCCUGACCUUGUCGUGGGCUCGGCUGCUGUGGCGCAUGCAUGCGGCAGCACGAGAUCACCCCAUUCCAAGCACCAGGCUGCCCCAGCAAAUCAACCUCAGCCCGCCCCCGCCUUUUCGUACUACCAUAAGAAUCGCCUCAACGCGGCGGCAAACGGCAGCAGCCAGCAGUUCAUCCCGCCUGCCCUGGAGCAGAGACAGCAGCCAGCAUCACAGUUUGCCCCAGCUCCGCAGGCGCAGGCGCUGGGUUCAAAGCACGAAGCAGGCACCGCAACCGGCGCUAGGCCGAGGGUUGCAGCUCUGGACCUGGCCCGUACAUCCCCACAUGGAGACCUCGCCGCGAUGGCUGACGACAUCAGAGCACCGGCGGCAUGUCCGGCGGCAGCCGCGGCCGCUGGUACCUCCCACACCACCACCACCAUGGCUGGCAGUGCGGGAGGCGGCCAGCUGCUGGACCCCAGCGCUCGCCAGUACCUAAGCGGGCAGCCGCCGGGGUCAGCGGGCCAGCAACGCGGAGGGGUUGAGCACGUCAGGCUGCCGGGCCUACAGGACGGGCGGGCAGGAGGGCUUCGAGGUUGUGGGGUGCUCAAGUCGGCUGCCGGCUUGCUGGGCGCGCCCGCUCUGUCUAUGAUUCCGCAGACGGCACCGCUGCACGCUGUUGAACCUGCGCGCCUGGUAUGCGGCCAGCGGCAGCAGCAGCAGCCAGGACCCGAGGCCACAACCACGGGGCCAGCGGCUGGCUUGGCUCCUGCUGCCGCACCGCCGCAAUCCCAACAGCGAGGGCAGCCGCAGGCAGGUUUUCAUGGGAAGGACUUGAAGAGCACGAUAUUUAGGCAGAAGACGCUAGCCGCGAAGACCGGGCAGGCACAACAGAAUCUUCCAUCCGCCUGUGAGCCUCAACUGCCGCCGCUCCAACCGCCGCCGCUCCAACCGCCGCCGCAACAACGGACUUUGCAGCAGCACCUGGCUCCAUCAGGCCUCGUGCUGCCCCCAAUGACCGAGAGCGACGACGACAUCUCUUUAACCCAGCGGCAGGAGGGCAGCCAGCACACCGCCGGCCGCUGCCGCGAAGCCUCCUGCGAUGUGCGCGGACAGGACCUUCCCGUCGAGCGGCCCCAGGAGGCAGCGCGCAAGAAACAGCGGCCGAACCCGCCUGAGGAGCUGACCCAGCCCCAUGCAGCGCUCGAACAGCAGCAGCAGCAGCAGAGGGUCGCGCAGGGCUCAGGAGGAGCACAUGGUGAUACGGUGCACGCGCCGAACGGUGCCGUGAAGAAGGGCAGCUUUAUACAGGAGGUUUGCAACGGUGUCGCCGAGAUGUGCCGAGCCACCGAAGACAUUGUGGGGAGUUUGCUGCUGCCGUGGUCGUCCCAGCACAAGCAUUCGCCACAGCCGGGCGGUGCUCAGCCGUCUGCAGGGAAGCAGUCGCCGGCUGGUGGCGCUCAGGGCGCCGGUUGGGGCGCCGACAUGCGUUUCGCUGACGGUGGCGCCGACGCAUUGAUGCCGUAUGGAGAUGAGGAUGGCGAUGGAGGCAUGGGGGACGAGCUCGACGUUGAUGAUCGCGAGGAGUUUGGCGGUGGCAACGGCGAAGGCGAGGAGUACUACAGCACGCUGGAGGAUGCGGCCGCGCUUGGUGAGGUGCCUGGCGCGGCUGCUGCGGGCGGCGGCUUGGGUGACGCUGCGCAAGCUGAGGCUGGCGUUGGGGAUGAGGAUGAGGCGGUGGCAGCUGGGGCAGCUCCGGCGCCAGCGUUGGUGCUGCCGCUGGAGGAGGCUGAGACGCAUGCGGCGGCUGAGGAUGUCGCAGCGUACAACGUGUACACCCAGGAUGCUGCGUUGCCGGAGUACGUGGAUUCGGGGAGCGUGGACCUCGCAGGCGAUGAGGAGGAAGAGGAGGAGGAGGAUGCUGGCAGCGGUGACGACAGUGGUGGCGGCAGCGGGCAAGGCGACGGGGAGGAGCAGCAACAGCUAGGAGGCGUGGGAGAGGGCGACGCCGGCCAGUGGCAGGAUGGGGCUGCAGAUGGCAGGCAGGAGGAAUGGGCGGAGGGUAGUAAGAUUGUUGUCGAGGAUGGCGGCUGCUUGUCAAGCGGUAGCGACAGCGACAGCGACAGCGAUGAGGAGAAUGACAACGACGCCGGUGUGAAGUUUGAGCCGAGCGCCACUGGCCGACCAAAGCGCCGCGCCGCCAUCGCCACCAAUGAGAGGAUACGGCAGCAGACUAUUGCCGUCGGCGCCGCCUUAAGCCCUGGCCCGGGUGGAGGAGGAGCGUUCGGACAGGGGCGGGGAGGUGUCGGAGAAGCGGGAGGUCGUGGUCGCGGCGGUGGUUCUGCCAUGCCAGGGCGGACCAAGCAGCAACGACAGCAUGAGCAACAACAGCAACAGACGGGACGGCAACGGAGUCACGGCUCGCAUGCUGCUGCGCAAGGGGCGGGCAUUGCCGCUGCCGGGAACGUGCAGACUCGGGUGACAGGGGCCAAGCUGAGUGAUGGUCGCGGUGUCGCAACGGGGACCCCGAAACAGCAGCAGCAGCAGGCGAAGCGAAAGGGCAGCGGUGGCUCCCGGCCCUCUACCGGUGCCAAGCGGCGGGGCUCGGGCGGUGCCAAGGAGGGCGAUGCGGGUGCUGGUAGUACGAAGCGUGGGAAACCGCAAACGCAAACAACGCUGACGGGCUUAGUGCUUGCAGGCCGGCGCAGCGAUGGGGCGGUGGCGGCGGUUGGUGCUGUUACAGAACAGCAGCAGCACGUGGAGCAGCAGCAGGGGGUGGAUCCGUACGACGAGUUCGAGGACCUAACGAAUGACGAUGAGCGGUACCAGGAUUAGGGGUUUAGGGUCAGCGCUGUACAGGGUUGUAAAGAUCGUUCUUGGGUAACGCCUAGAGUGGGAGCUGUUGUGGGAGAGCAUUGUAUGCCUGUGAGGUGGGGAUGGAGGAGCGGCAUGAGAGCCAUGCGGGGUGUUCCAGUCCGUAGGCGAGAUUUGGUACGCAGAGUUGCUUGUUUCAUAGAUGGCUAGGUAGACAUUAGGGUGCCGCUUGUAGUCUUUUGUAGGUGUAUAGUGUAGGAGAGGUACGUGAAUGCUAGUGGGGGCAUAGCAGAGAAAUGGCGUCGCAUGGCACGUGAUUUAAUUUGAGGCCUGCCGCACUGCUGUAGGUUGCAUGUCAUGGCAGUGCAGCCAUGAGUGAAUAGCUUCGCGGCUCGCGCCUGACAAUGCGGCUUGCGCCUUCAGUAUUUUGGGCUAUUAAAGAGUUUAAAUUGCAGGACGUGUCGGGGCGCCCGCUUCUGUAGGUAGAAUGGUAGGUGCUGUCUUCAGCUGUUAGCAGACACAGGGAUAGCACCGCUGACUUGUCCCAGUAUGGUCGUGUCAAAGUGCUAUUAGUUCACAUGCUAUACAGCGCAGGAGUGUUUAGAUGGAAAUGGAGACGUGUCCCUACGGCGGGGGUUGCUGUCUAAUUUUAAUGUUGCCGCCGCUGGCACCCUUUGGGGUGAAAUGUAUGUUGUAUACAUACCGGUACGCAAGCAGGUUAUGAGCAAGCCACAAGGCAGGGAUUCCGACACAUGUUUCUUAGAAUGCUCUUGGGUUCGUGACUAACGUGCAACGGGCGUCCAUGCUCGCAUUUGCUUGCUGGGGGACCCAUACGGUGUGGUUUAGGUAGCAGUACUUCUUUUGGGUGUCGCAAAAAGGUACUGGUCUUGCGUUCGCGAGCGCGUGGUACUAGGCGGCAGCACGGAUGUUUGGGCGUGGGCUACAGCGGUGUGGUACACUACACGUCCAUGGUGUAGCCAUGUAGCGCAGUGUACCGGCAGUGUGGCCGAUGUCGCAUUUUACAGCAGGAGGGUCAUUGGAAGGAUUGGAGGGCUCUGUCCGCUGAGGCCCGAUCAUGUGGCACUGCCGCCGCGGGUCACAGCAGCUGCACCACUGGGAGGUCCGGAAUGCAAGCAAGACAGGACAGCUGUGCUAGGAGCAGGGUAAUUUGUGUUGAGAAGCACGGGUACAGUUGCACAGGGACGCCGUCAGGUGGUGCCGCCGCCCUGACACCUUUGCUUGCAGCCACCUAGAUGUUUCCAACACUUGCGGCUCAGCUGCAAUACAGGUGCUGCAUUGCAGGCGAAGGACAGUUAGGACAGCCGUAUACGGCCCGUACGGAAACCCUGCCUGAAGGAAGACGCGAUUUGCGCCAUGCUAAGAUGGUACGAAGCUUGUAAC
Astrephomene gubernaculifera is the source of this 8898-nucleotide messenger RNA. NCBI's taxonomy places the organism in Eukaryota, Viridiplantae, Chlorophyta, Chlorophyceae, Chlamydomonadales, Astrephomenaceae. The record is from the annotation of a GenBank genome assembly.